Molecule: messenger RNA, 2726 nt
Organism: Penaeus monodon (black tiger shrimp)
Lineage: Eukaryota; Metazoa; Arthropoda; Malacostraca; Decapoda; Penaeidae
Product: two pore potassium channel protein sup-9-like
Exons: 7
Coding region: 542-1675 (377 amino acids)
Biological process (GO): stabilization of membrane potential; potassium ion transmembrane transport
Cellular component (GO): membrane
Molecular function (GO): potassium ion leak channel activity
Source: RefSeq, a predicted model, not a curated record
CAGAUGUAAACAGAAGGAACAGCCUGAUGGAGUCUGUGGCGAUGCGUUUCGUCUGAAGUUUUUCUUUUCCCCUCGCCUUCUCUCUCGCUUGGUGGAUUUUUUGUAUUGCGUCCCUAUAUAAUAAAUAGGGAUUGAUUGUCUUAUUUUAUUUGAAGUUGAUUUUUUUUUCAAAUAAAAGGCGGGAUAUUUUGUUAACGGAUUGUAAGUGUGAAAGUGGAUGGUGCUGAGAACAUAAGCCAGGAAAGGGUCAUUGGUGUUGACGUAAUAGUGAUAAGAUUUUGUAGUUCAAGUUUCAUUUCAUCGAUACAGAAAAAAAAUCUUUUUUAAAUAAUUGUGAAUUUGAUAUAAGAAGCUAUAAGAAGUGGUAAUAAAACUAAAACCAAAAAAAGUAAAUACCUAGAAAAAAUAGAAUUGAGCAUUUGCUGGUUGCAAAAAGAGGCUGUUUGAAAAGAAGCAGGUAAAUAGAUUGAUAAAGACAUCUAUUUGCCAAGAGUGUCGCAAAGAGUUCAAAGUGAAGUUCGAAGUGGAAGCCGAGGCCAGAAUGCGGAGGCAGAACGUUCAAACGCUUUCAUUGGUGGUUUGUACAUUUACCUAUUUACUUAUAGGCGCCGCUGUGUUCGAUGCCCUAGAAUCGAAGACGGAGGAACGGCGGUUAAAAUUAAUUAAAAAUAUCCGAGAGAACUUGGUGAACAAAUACAACUUCUCGUACUCGGAAUACAGACUCAUCGAGACGGUGAUCAUCGAGAACAAACCACACAAGGCUGGACCCCAGUGGAAGUUCGCCGGAGCACUGUAUUUCGUCACUGUUGUUGUGGCCAUGAUAGGAUACGGGCACUCCACCCCCGCAACAAAUAGUGGAAAAGCCUUUUGUAUAGUGUAUGCUGUGGUGGGGAUUCCCCUUGGUAUGGUGAUGUUCCAGUCAAUUGGUGAACGUUUGAACAAGUUUACGUCCAUUAUCAUCAAGAAGAUGAAGAAGAUGCUGGGAUGCAGUAACACAGAAGCCACAGACGUGAACCAGCUGUGUGUGACAGGAACUCUCUCCUCCAUCGUCAUGACUGUUGGGGCGGCUGUCUUCUCCCACUACGAGAGCUGGAGUUACAUUGAUUCGUUUUAUUACUGUUUCAUCACCCUCACCACCAUCGGCUUCGGGGAUUUCGUGGCGCUGCAGAGACGCAACGCCCUCACCAACGAGCCCGGUUACGUCGCCCUCUCCUUGGUCUUCAUCCUGUUCGGCCUCACCGUCGUCGCCGCCUCCAUCAACCUGCUGGUGCUGAGGUUCAUGACCAUGAACACGGAGGACGUGAAGGCCGGGGACUACGAGAUGCAGGACGCCUCGCAGUCGGUGGUGACCCUCGACGGCGAGCUCAUGGCCAUCAACGGCAAGGUCCUAGCGGGCACUCAGGACUCGGAGGGCCUCGGGGAGCGGCGGGCGUCCUACACCAGCAUCGCCACCGUCUGCUCCUGCACCUGCUACCCGCGGCCUCAUCACAGUCCGGCGGAUAUCAGGCAUCGGUAUUCGGUUGUGGGAGGUCACCCUCUCGGAUCUUCACACUUGCUGGUGGACCAAGCAGGCACGAGCAAAGUGGCACCGCAUGACAACGACCAGUUUCCGCCUCUGCUUCACGACUCCUUUAUGGUUGCCAAUUACCUCAAGAUGAAGAGGUCGUCCGUGUGAGAGAAAGAGAGAUGGAACGACCAGCUGGGAGAAAAAGGAAUGGUAGAAUUGGAGAAAGAGAGGGGAGGGGAGGACGAGCUACAGAGAGAAAAAGGAAUGAUGGAAUUAGAGGAAGAGGGGGAAGGAACGACCUACGUAGAGGAAAAAGAAUGAUGGAAAGUAGAGAGAGAGAGAGAAAGAAGAACGACGCACGGAGAGGAAGUGGUUUGAUGAAAAUAAAGAAUGGCGAUUUACAAAGAAGAGGAAGAAGGUGGAAUGACCAGGAAAGAAGAAGAAAAAGAGAACGUCGGCAUGCGAAAAAUGACGAAGAAAGAGAAAGGAAAACCCACGAAAAAGAAGAAGAAGAAGAAAAAGAAGAUGAACGAGGAAAAGAAAGAAAAAAUAAAUACAACCAUGACGACUAGGAAGGAAUGAUGGAAGCAUAGAUAAAAAAUAUGUAGAUAGGGAACCAGAAAAGGUUAAACGUAAUCCAUUUUGAAUUUUAUUGCAAGAUUUUUAAUGACGCAGAUAUUUUGGACAUUCUUUUUUUCUUUCCUUUUUUUUGGGGGAGGGGGUCAAAGAUCUUAUAGGUGAUGUAUCAUUCACGUCCAUUCGCCUUAAUGCGUUGAUUAAUUACAGCUUUUUAGAAAGUAAGUGAGCUGUCAUAUUAUUGCAAUUUCUUUACAUGCGGUUCAAGAAAUAUUCUCUUUAUAUAUGCUAAACUUCAGUAUAAACAGUAUAUUCUGUAUGCCAAACUUCAGUAUAAACAGUAUAUUCUGUAUGCCAAACUUCAGUGCAUACAGUAUAUUUCAUAUGCCAAACUACAGUAUAUACAUAUAUUCUAUUUAGUGUAUACAGUAUAUUUCAUAUGCCAAACUUCAGUAUAUAUACAGUAUAUUCUAAAUGCCAAACUCCAGUAUAUAAAUGAAUCAAAGUAAAAAAAAAGUAUUGAAGUAUAUUAUAUAUAUAUAUAUAGAUAUCUAUUUACAGAAUGUAUCUAGGGUUAGUUUGAAAUAUAUUACGAGUUUUGUCUCUUUCUAUAUACGCUGUGUGUACAAAGAUAUGAACGAGC